Messenger RNA from Neopelma chrysocephalum (saffron-crested tyrant-manakin), 1617 nucleotides. It is a transcript of the gene LRRC39, whose product is annotated as leucine rich repeat containing 39. The transcript has 9 exons. Gene Ontology annotation, molecular function: protein binding. NCBI's taxonomy places the organism in Eukaryota, Metazoa, Chordata, Aves, Passeriformes, Pipridae. The record is from RefSeq and is a predicted model, not a curated record. The coding region runs from base 583 to 1614 and encodes 343 amino acids.
AGUCUAGUCUAUUCAGUCUGUGUUGCUGCUUAUUAGCACUUUGAAGCUCAGUUAUAUUACAGAGAAACAUUACUAGAGUAAGAAAGUAGUUGUCAUUUUCAAUUCAAAACUGGCCUUUUUUUAUCUUUGUAAUUUUUAAUUCAAUAUGAGCUGAUUGUAGAGAAUAACAAUUACUCCUUUGUUCUUCUUUUUCACAAUUUGUAACUUUUUUAAGCGGGCGUCCAGGAGUUCAGGGGAGCCCCGUCAUGCUCAACACACUGAGAAGACUUUACAGUGGUAAAUGCUUGGGGGAGGUUGCAGAAGUGCCUCAUGUGAUGCCUUCUAUUCUCAGCAUAGGUUAAAAUUAGAACUAGACUGACAUUGCAUUGGAGUCUGAGAGUUCUAAAUGGUUUUGGUAAUACAGACAAGAUUUGUAAUUUGUCUCUGCUCUUGUCCAGAAAGCAAUGAGUCACAGAAAAUCCUUGAAAACACCAAAUAAUUGAGGGUUUUAGCUCUCAUGUCACUGUCCCCAGCUGGUAACUGAUACAUGGGCUGAUGCGUUCCAUCAGAUUCCUGGGACUGCAUCUGAACAUGUAAAGGAUCAUGGCUGAAACUGCAGUUUGCCUUGGCACAUUCACUGCUGUGAAGACACUUUGGGAAGUGAGAAUACACAAGAUAAAUGAAGAAUUACAGAAAGAAAAGGAAUUCAGGCAGAGGUCUGCAGGAAGGCUAUUGCUUGUCUGGGAGGAAAGAGCAGCUUUGGCAAAGCUCAAAGAAAGAGUUAUUAAUGAAGGUGGAAGAGCAAUUUUAAGGAUAGAGGAAGAAGAAUGGAAGACACUACCUUCGUGCUUAUUGAAACUAGUCCAUCUCCAGGAAUGGCAGCUUCAUAGAACUAGUCUGCAGAAAAUUCCUCAAUUUAUUGGAAGAUUUCAGAGUCUUGUUGUUCUGGAUCUAUCCCGAAACUCAAUUGAAAGUGUACCUAAAGAAAUUGGCCAGCUGACCAGCCUCCAAGAGCUGCUUCUCAGUUACAAUAGAAUAAAGUCUGUUCCAAAGGAAAUAAGUAACUGCAUCAGUCUGGAAAGACUGGAACUGGCUGUCAACAGGAAUAUCUGUGAUCUUCCUCCUCAGCUCAGUGAUUUAAAGAAGCUUUCACACAUAGAUUUGUGCAUGAAUCAGUUUACUACCAUCCCUUCAGCUCUCCUCAACAUGCCACAUCUAGAAUGGUUAGAUAUGGGGGGAAAUAAACUCCAGGAGCUUCCUGAUGCAAUUGACAGAAUGGAAAAUCUCCACACUUUAUGGCUCCAAAGGAAUGAUAUAAACUCUUUGCCAGAAACCAUUUGUAAUAUGAAAAAUCUUAGUACUCUUGUUCUUAGCAACAACAAGCUUAAGGAUAUUCCAGCUUGUAUGAAAGACAUGACAAAUCUGAGAUUUGUCAACUUCAGAGACAACCCACUGGAGCUAGAGGUAACACUCCCUCCGUGUGAGGAUACAGAAGAGGAGGAGCAGCAGGAAAUGUUCGGCAUUGACUUCAUGCACAUGUAUAUCCAGGAGUCCCUCAAGAAAACAGGAAAUCUGGAAAGUGGUACUUCUGAUCCUCCUCCGAUCAUAAAUGCUAAUGAUAAAGAACGUAACUGAGAA